Capsella rubella is the source of this 1039-nucleotide messenger RNA. RefSeq names its product protein SRC2. Bases 73 to 951 code for a protein of 292 amino acids. The transcript has a single exon. Gene Ontology annotation, biological process: defense response. NCBI's taxonomy places the organism in Eukaryota, Viridiplantae, Streptophyta, Magnoliopsida, Brassicales, Brassicaceae. The record is from RefSeq and is a predicted model, not a curated record.
UUUAUCUUACUGUUUUUCUUUUACAUUAUAAUCUACACUUGCAAAGUUGAUCUUAACCCUCUCGCUUCAGUCAUGGCAAAUCUAACACUAGAGCUUAAAAUUAACUCCGCAAGCAACCUUGUGAAUGUCAAUCUCAUAACAAAGAUGGACGUGUACGCCAACAUCACCAUUCAUGGCGAAAAUAUCCGAAAGAAUCAGAAGGCAAAAACCAAUGUCGAUCGCUCUGGUGGAUCUAAUCCAAUUUGGAAUCAUCCGGUCAAAUUUUAUGUAGAUGAGAAAUCAGCCUCUGGCGGUCAUUUGACACUUGUCAUAAGACUGAUCUCUCGUCGAAUCCUGGGCAACAAAGAAAUCGGAAGAGUUAAUGUCCCAUUACUUGAACUUUUAAAUUCAAUUAAUAGUGAUGGUAAUAAUCAAGGCAUGAAACUGAUGACAUAUCAAGUUAGAACUUCGUCAGGUAAACGGUCAGGUUCUUUAACUUUCUUAUACCGGUUUAAACCAGAUUCGCUAGCGAUUUUUAAUCAGGUAGUUCCUGUUGAGCCGCCGGUAAACGCAGCAAUUUAUCCACCACUGCCUCAAAUCGCACGUCAACCUUCAGCUCCACUAGAAAUGCCGAUUGAGUUUCCUAAGCUGCCUCAGCCGCCGUAUAUUCUAAAACAUCCUUUUGUGGCCAAAUCGAGCAACGAUCCUCUUCCAAUAUCUUACGGUGCUGUGAUGACAGAGGAAGCCGAUCAAGCUAACAAUCACGCGUUAUAUGCGCCACCACCACCAUCAAGCCACCAAAAAUAUGGACCGUAUGGUUAUGCGCUGCCGUCACAGGGAUAUGGAGACGCAAGUCCACCGUAUCAACAUCGAAAGGAGAUUGGCCUUGGCAUUGGAUUGGGAGCUGGCCUUUUGGGAGGAAUGAUGAUGGGAGAUAUUGUAUCUGAUGUGGCAAAUUGUUAUGAUUUUUAAUUUUUUUUCCUUACUUGUUUUCUUUGGAAAAUUUCUUUCCCCUAUGGACAAGAACUCAUCAACGUUAAUGUGUCUUCUAUAUUUUGUU